AGUUAUUAACCCUGUGGCAGUCUCGUACUCUCCCUGGGGUCUGCUUACAGCCUUAAUCUGACGCAAAUAACUCCUUCAUUUCCCCGCCGGAUCUGUCCUAACGGGGUUGCGUUGUCUUCAUUUAACCGAGAAGAUCCUCUAAUCGCUGUGUCGAAGGAAAAGCAAAGGCGAGAGAGCGAGAAAGAGAGACAGUAUGUCUGACGACUGUGCCGUUUGUUUGCCAAACACCACCUUGAUGCGUUCCACAGUUACGCCGUCUAAAACAGUUGAAAUGUGGCAAAUUCAGGGCAGACCCGCGAAGACCUCUGGAUCUACUGCUGGUAUGGACGAUGAUGGACGGAUUAUUACCCCUCUAGAGGGUCAGAUGGAUUCCUUGUGGGCGUUGUGGGUCUUCUGGGAAUGGAGGAGCACCAUCUCCAGCGGGCCAUCUCUGCCCAGCAGGUUUACGGGGAGAAGAGGGACAACAUGGUGAUUCCUGUGCCAGAGGCUGAGAGCAACAUCGCCUACUAUGAGUCCCUGUACCCGGGAGACUUUAAGAUGCCCAAACAGCUCAUUCACAUACAGCCGUUCAGUCUGGACACAGAACAGCCGGAUUAUGACCUGGACUCUGAGGAUGAGGCGUUUGUAAAUAAGCUGAAGAAGAAGAUGGAUGUGGGGGCUCUGCAGUUUGAAGAGAUGAUAGACCGGCUGGAGAAAGGCAGUGGACAGCAGCCUGUGACUCUGCAGGAGGCCAAACUGUUGUUGAAGGAGGAUGACGAGCUGAUCAAGGAGGUGUUUGAGUAUUGGAGCAAAAAGAGGAAAACAUGUCAGAGCGGCUCUCUCAUCCCUGUCGUCAAACAAGAGAAGCGUGACGGAUCCAGCACCAAUGACCCGUACGUGGCCUUCAGGCGCCGGACAGAGAAGAUGCAGACACGAAAGAAUCGUAAGAAUGAUGAAGCUUCUUAUGAGAAGAUGCUGAAGCUGCGUAGAGACUUAAGUCGUGCCGUCACCAUCUUGGAGAUGAUUAAGAGACGAGAGAAGAGCAAGAGAGAGCUGCUGCACCUCACGCUGGAGAUUGUGGAAAAGAGGAACAACAUGUCUGAUUUUGGAGGGGAGGUGAUGGCAGAGGUUCUGGCUCAGAGAGCUCUGGAGAAACCAGUCAUCCCUCUGAUACCAAUCACAAACAGCACCCAGUACAGACACACGGAGCAUGACCGAGACUACAAGAUCAAGAUGGAUAAGCCAGAGGUUGUACGGCAGAAGCGCAAGUAUGAGAAGAAGCCAAAGCCGUUGCCAUUGGCAGGCUCCGUACACUCAGGCCCGUCAGUCUUUAACACUAAAGACCUCAAUCAGUACGACUUUCCCAGCUCAGACGACGAACCCUUCUCACAGAUGUUCUCUGGUUCUUCAGAGGUGGAGGAGGAGAACGAUCCGGAUGGUGUGUUUGGGUUCAGGAGGAGAACAGGCUGUCAAUAUCACUCUGCACGUUCGGGACCUGUAAGUGGUUGGCCCUGGUCAGACCCUGCUGAGGGUGGGGUAGCAGAUGUGCGCUAUCGCUAUUCUCUAACCACACUCACAGUCCCGCGCCGAUGCCUGGGUUUGGCACGGCGACGAGUGGGAAGAGGGGGCAGGGUUUUAUUGGACCGAGCCCACUCUGAAUGGGAUACUGUGUAUCAUGGGCUGGACCCGGAUUCUCCUGCAUUCCCAUCACUGUCUCCCACCCAGCAGCAGCCCAGCACAGAUACCUCACACACCAGCACAGAUACCUCUGCCCCCUCCGCCACUCCACCUGACCUCACGCAAAUCCUGCUCAACAUCAAAGCCUGCCGCUGGAGGCAUUUCAAGCCUCGGACGGCACCGCCAGAUGACCCUGACAAUCCUGAGCACUGGUCCACACGGAGGCCCCGCCGCGGCUUCCUCAUCCGCCCAAUCCGCACGCUUCAGACGCAGAGAGGCCCCGCCUCUAUUAGACCACCUCCCCCUCCACCCACACCGGCUUUCACCGCAGAGCAGUAUCAGCAGCACCAGGAGCAGCUUGUACUGAUGCAGAAACAGCAGCUUGAACAAGUUCAGCAGCAUCAGCAGACCGGCAGCUCUGCCGUCACCAACAACCCACAGAGUUUGGUGUCAAAGACGAUAGACGCUGCCAGCGCUCAGUUUGCUGCAUCUGCAUUAGUAACUCAUGAGCAGCUGUUGGCGCUCAAGAGUAAAGAUGAGGGAGUUGGUGUUAAUGGAGUCGUCUCAGCAUCAGGCGUCUACAAGGGCUUACAUCACACGAGCUCUGCGGUGUCGUCCAUCCUUCCAUCUGUCGGCUCUACCUCCACCUCUUGCCCCUCCCCCACCAUCGCCACCACCACUAACAACGGCACCUCCUCGGCCAAUCACCAUGUGGGCCCGGCUGGCCCCGCCCCUGGCCAAGCGCUAAUGGGCGGGGCCGUGCGAGUGAGCGUGCCAUCACCAGCAGGCACCCUGAGUGUGCGCCAGCUGCAGCGCCAGCUCACUGUUCCCGCCUCAGCCCUAAAACUCGCUGCCAACGCCAACAGACCGCUCCCAAAGGUCACCACAGGGUCAACUACCCUCGACAUGGGGCCCAGGGAGAAUCACGAUCAAGAGAAGCCUCCGUUGAACAGUCUAACAGAGAACACAGUGGCGAUGGAGGUGACGUAGCGCUGCUCUGUGUCCACGCGUCUCCUUUAGGUGCUAUGCAUCGUAGCGACGCUGUUUUCAUGGCAGCCGUUGGGACUUAAUUGCAAUGCUCAUCUUUUUUUUGUUGUUUUCUUUCUUUUUUUUCUGAAAUUUUGUUACUGUUAAAUAUCAACAUCUGUAAAUUAUGAGAUAUGGAAAAUAUUCUAUGUACAUACAUAUUUGUAAUACACCCCUCCCCCCCUCCCCCACUUGUAUAUAACAUUACUUGAAUACAGAAUUCAUUUGUGAUGUUUUGCACUUGGGAAAAAAAAUCUGAAAAAAAAGAACUGCGAUUUUCGUAGUGUGUGUGCCGUUUGUGCGCGUGUGUGUGAAUGUUCAAGUGUUUGUGAGACUGUAUCUGAAUGUAUGUCACAUGCAUGGUGCAAAACCUGCUGUUUUAUCUAUUUAUUGUGAGGUGUUUACAGUUUUGUUUUCUCCCCCUUUAAAUUCUUCAUUUUUUUAAUACACUGUAACCUCCUGGGUUUGUGCGGUGUGCUUGUGUGCGCGUAUGUAAGUGAGUGAGUGAGUGUGUGUGUGUGUGUAUGUAUGUAGCUGCAGCAGUUGUAUGUGAACAUCUCUUGUUGGAAAAGCAGCAGGGGUUCAUCUGUUUGUCUCUUUCUCAUGUGGCUGCUCCACUCCACUCAAGCACUAUUUUCUUUGGGUUCCUUUAAUCUGUUGAAAUCAAAGCUGCUUUUCUAUGAUUUCCCAGUCUCUUUUGUUUUGUUUUUUCUCCUGGAAUCUGAGACCCUUCAUCAUCGAGGGUCUGUGAAGCGUAGAGAGAUGGGUUUAUUUUCUGUUCUUACCUCUGUUUUUGAUGACUGAUUGUACGUCCCCUUUGCUAAAGGAGCGAUUCUGUUAUUUGUGUUAACAGUAGUUCAUAAGGGAGAGACUACAGUGACAUCUCAGUAUGUUUCUUUAUCAUCAUCAUCAUCAUCAUCAUUCCACUUUAUAUGAAAAUAAGGAAAACGAACAAAAAAGGGACGUUUUGUUUCCUGUAAGUCUUCAUGGUGGUGCCCUUCCUGUGGGUCCAGCAUGAGCUCUCUUCUGUGAAGAGGACGGUACCUCACAAGGCUACUCGUAGUUGUUGUUUGUAUGUACCACAAUCUGAAUGCCCGUUCCAAUGGCAUCAUCUAUCUUUGAGGUGUUUUUUUUUUUUUUUUUUUUUUUUAAGUCCCACCUGGAAGAAUGAAUAAAAAAAAAACUUAUAUGACAAAAAAUGUUUAAUAAACCCAGGGCAUUAAGUGUUGACCAGCA
Molecule: messenger RNA, 3918 nt
Organism: Danio rerio (zebrafish)
Lineage: Eukaryota; Metazoa; Chordata; Actinopteri; Cypriniformes; Danionidae
Source: RefSeq, a predicted model, not a curated record